Messenger RNA from Cygnus olor (mute swan), 5607 nucleotides. It is a transcript of the gene LRIT1, whose product is annotated as leucine rich repeat, Ig-like and transmembrane domains 1. NCBI's taxonomy places the organism in Eukaryota, Metazoa, Chordata, Aves, Anseriformes, Anatidae. The record is from RefSeq and is a predicted model, not a curated record. Gene Ontology annotation, cellular component: endoplasmic reticulum membrane. Gene Ontology annotation, molecular function: protein binding.
GAGUGUGGUUUGAUGGGGCUUCCUGAGGGAAGCAAUGCUGUCAGUACAGUUCCAGGAAGCAAUAAGCACCUUCAUGGAAAUAACUCAAGUCCCCAUCCUUAAUCCCUGCCUAUCCUUUUUUAUCUGAUGGACUCAGCGAGGGCUGGAAGAUCACAGCGCGGCUGAAAACGAAAGGGAGUUAACAAGAUGUGAGCAGUCAAUGGAUACCAUAGGCGAAACCCUGCACAUUGCCUAGUGCCCAGGUGUCCUUCCCAUGCACAGGUAGCCAUGUGGAUCGCGGUGAGUUUGCUCUGCUGCUUAAUGCUCGGAGGGCUGCUGCGGGCGGGCGGCUCGUGCCCAUCGCAGUGCAGCUGCGCCUUUCACAGCCUCAGCGAGGGGACGAAAGCCAGGACAGUGCUGUGUAAUGACCCAGAGAUGACCCUCACCCCCGUGAACAUCCCUGUAGAUACGUCCAAGCUUCGAAUAGAAAAGACAGCCAUCCGCAGGGUGCCGGGGGAGGCUUUCCAUGGGCUUCACAACCUAGAGUACCUCUGGAUGCCCUAUAACUCCCUGGCCAGUCUCAGCAGGAUCACCUUCAAGGGUCUCCGUCGCUUGCAGGAGCUGAGGCUAGAUGGGAAUGACUUAAUAUCAUUCCCCUGGGAAACCCUGGCUGACAUGCCACAGCUAAGGCUUCUGGAUUUACACAACAAUGAACUUACCUCAAUACCCCCGGACGCUGCUCGUUAUGUGAAGAAUAUUACAUACUUGGACCUGUCUAGCAAUAAACUGAUGACUCUUCCUCAGGCUCUCAUUUCUACCUGGGCCAACCUGCAGGCUGUUCCUUACUUCCCCAACGAUAACUCCAAGAUCAUCUUAGGUUUGCAAGACAAUCCUUGGGCGUGUGACUGCAGUCUGUAUGAAAUGGUCCAUUUCCUAAAUUUCCAGUCUCCUAACAUAGCAUUCAUUGAGCCCAGGCUGAAAUGCUUCACCCCCCGCAGCCUUGCAGGAGUCUUCUUCAGCCAAGUCGAGCUAAGGAAGUGUCAAAGCCCUGUUGUACAUACAUCUGUAGCCAAAGUGAAGACCAUCCUGGGCAGCACCGUGCUGCUGCGAUGUGGGACAACAGGAGUGCCCAUUCCUGAACUCAGCUGGAGACGGGCUGAUGGGGCACAACUAAAUGGCACAGUGCACCAAGAGAUCUCUAGCGAUGGGAUGAGCUGGUCUAUCCUGGGCCUACCUGUAGUCUCUUACCUUGACUCUGGAGAGUACAUCUGUAAAGCAAAGAACUUCCUGGGGGCAACAGAGGCGUUCAUAUCCCUCAUCAUCACAGACUCAGAAAGCACGGAUGACCCCAGCUCUGGUGCCAAAGGCUCAUGGAGCGGGAAGGUGAGCGGGAUGGAGGCAGCUGCCUACAACGACAAGCUCGUAGCAAGGUACGUUAUCAACACCUCCACCAUGCCUACUCUGGGAGAUGGAGCAGGCACUGGAGAGGGCCUCCUCAUUCCAGAUGGGGCACAAGAUAGCAACCCCGAAAACCUGCUGGUGAGCCCACCUACUGGUCAGCAGGAGCUGGAGCGAAUUGUGAGGUCCGUCAGAGUGAUAGGAGACACUGACCAGAGUGUCACCCUGGCCUGGAAGGCACCUCUGGCAAGGAACACGACAGUAUUUAGUGUCCUCUAUGCAGUCUUUGGAGAGAGAGACAUGCGGCGGAUCAAUGUGGAACCAGGGAAGACCAAGGUCACCAUUUAUGGGCUGCUGCCAAAGACCAAAUACAUUGUGUGUGUCUGCGUGAAAGGGCUGAUCCCCAGGAAGGAGCAAUGCAUCAUAUUUUCCACAGAUGAAGUUGCUAGUGCAGGAGGGACCCAGAAGCUCAUCAAUGUGGUCGUCAUCAGUGUGGCCUGUGUCAUUGCAGUUCCCCUGACGCUAGUGGUCUGCUGUGGAGCACUGAAAAGACGCUGCAAAAAAUGCCUUGUGAGGAAACCCAAGGAAAUUCAAGAGUCCUACGUCACCUUUGAAAGUCUUUCUCCUGGGGCCAAGGCAAAAGGAGUGGAAGGAGAAUACUUGACUAGACACCCUGAUGAAUCUAACAGGCUGCUGUCUGCCCGAUCCAGUGUGGACUCUGAAGCAAUACCAAAGAUAGAGGGGCAACCUAACGAAUACUUUUGUUGACAGUAACUAGGCUGGUCAUUGUCUUGAUAGAUGGAAAGUACGUGUCUCUAUAUAUGACUCUCUGCUCCAACGCUGCAAGCUGUUUUGUCAACAUGUGUGUCUCUGACAUGCUCUGGAGGAGGAUGCGAGAAUGUAGAUGGUGCGCAAGCUUUACAGGAAUGUGUCGUUUGCCCCACUUGGGGUUUGCUGUUUUGUACUCAAUGAAAAGCUUCUGCGCUAAUGGACUCAUUCUCCUGGACCACUCUUAUUUUCAUAAAAUUACACAUGCACACUGAGUGUGAGGACAUUAAGCAACAAUUCUGAGCACACUCUGCUUGGUUUUGUAUAGUACCUGCUCUGCAAUUUGUUAAGUAUUUUAAUCUCAUCUCUUUUGAGGUUCUUUUGGUUUACAAACAGGAGAGCAUUUAAUAAUUUUAAUAUAAAUAUCUAUGAAUGUUAAGAUUGAGAGUCUUACCUUUUGCAAUCUGAUGCUUAUUAGAUAGCUAAAUGUGGAUGUACAGCAACCGUUUAUAGUAUGUCCAUACCAACAGCUUUAUGCUCUCAGUUCAGAGAAAUGUACAAAGAGAUAUGACUGAAGAAACAAAAAGCAAUUCACUCCUAAGAACACAUAAUAGAAUAAGUUUGAGGAUGGCAUUUUGGCCCUAAUUAUUCUUAUCAUGUACUUGAAUAGGACCACCCAGGUUUUUCAGUAUCAGGCCUAGCUGUCAUUUUCUAGCAGUGUUGCAAUUAGUAGAGCAUGCUUUGUAUCAUAGAAUCAUAGAACCGUGAAGGCUGGAAAAGAUCUCCAAGGUCAUCUGGCCCAACCAUCCCCCUACCACCAAUAUCACCCACUAAACCAAGUUCUUAAAAAUCAUACAGUAGCCUACCCUGAAAACUGUGUGCUCUGUAACCAUAUUGAAAAACCUGCUUCAGACGGUUCUGCAGAAAGCCCCCAGAGCAGCCCUGUCAUUACUGCUGGCUGUACUGACAAAAUAGUAGUGAAGACCAAAGGGCUCAGCUGGGCACUUGUGGUUUGGUCAUGAAAAUACCUUGCUCUGUGCCGGGCUGGGGUGGUAGUGCUGCUGGCUGGGCGCACUUUGUCAGUACUUCCAGCAGUGGCAAAGCCUCACUGCUAAUGUUUGGGUUUCAAACAUUUUGCAUGUUUGAGAACCUUGGGAAACAAACAGACAAACAAAAAAAAAACCCACAAACUAAUAUUUAUUUAAAUGUACUUUUCUAACCAGGGUGAACUAAUCAGUUCUUUAGGUUCUGCAAUUAUACAGGAAUUUGGAUCUGUGUACUUAUCACAAAGCACUUCCCAGCUGUAUAAUUUUCCACUCUAGUCCCUUAGGUUUUAAUACUGUAUAUAGUGGUUUUCUAUAUGUAAUAAAUAUUCUUCAUGAAGGAAAUGAUGGAUGUUCUGCCAAAUGUUGAACAAGAGGGAUCCAGCCAAGUUGAAAUGAUAACUGAUAAAGCCUCAGUCUUUUUGAAUUGUUUUGAAAUGUCUGUAAAUGUGUUGGAAGGUUCUCCACUCACAUUCAUGUGUACAUACAGUGUGGACUAACAAAAUCCACUACUUGGAAUGGCACUCUGUAUGGAUUUUGCAAGUCCUUCUUUUCCUGAAUGAUUUGUUAUGUCAGAUUACUUGGCCUGAAGGAAAAAACAAGUCGUUUGAUCUCAACAUAACUACUAGCAACAGGGAGUACAUUACAAUAGUUUCUGGUAGGACUCUCUGUCCUCCUUACAUUCAUGAUAAGGAACUUCUCUUGUAUUGGGAGAAUUUUUCAAUCCCUGUAUAUAAUAAUUCAUGCUACUCCUCUCACUGGACUGCCUAAAUUGUUAGGAUUACAAAUAGCAUUUUGCAAAAUAAUGUAUUUUAACACAACAGAUUAACUGAUGAAAUAGGUAGCCUGUAAUAGAUCUAUUAUUUAUUUAUACAUUUGUGUUUCCUAGGAUUGCUUUUAGUCUCUCUCCUCAAGGUGGAACAAAAUUUUCUUCCAGUAGGAGUUUUUGGGAUGGGUUGAAAGGACUGUUGUUUUACUGAACCUGAUUCCUGCCCUCAUCUGCAGCAGUAGCACUCUGGGCUGUGCAGAAAUCAGCAAAAGGUACCCAGCCUGACGUGGGCCUGGAUGGGUAAUUUAGCGAUGAAGAAUCAAGGCUGUCCUAAAGCUCUCAUGCAGUGAAUGGAGUGGAGCUGCUGCCCAAGGACUUUCACAUAAGUGAAGUUUGCAAGAGCCCACUGGGAGCAAGAUGCUUGCAGCUGCCUGGAGGCAUAAGCUGGGCAAUUUAACACAUCCAGUCCUGGCGAGGAACAGUACCCGCCUGCUCCAGAACAUGGUCUGAAAGUCAGCGAUGGGAAAGGCACUGGCUGGGUCAGCGCUGCCACUCUUUGCUUGUGGGGAGGGCAGGAAGGCUAGGUCUUCCUGUGACGUUCACCGUGGAUGGGUUAAGUUUUAGACUCUACUGGAUAUUUUUUGCACUUUGAAAAAAUAGCAAUCCCAAGUAGAAUAAAUGUGAUUUUCCUUUUCUAUUUCAUAUGGUGAUUCUCACUGUCUCAAAGGUGAGGCAAAAUAUUUUAGCAGCUCAACUACUGCUGCUGCUGCUCCAAAACAAGCCUUCUGUACCAGACUGGUGAGUCACACAGGAUAGGCAAUAGGUCGAAAUAGGUUUGUAUAAAACCUGUGUUCCGUGGUGUCAGUCAGAACAGAAACCCUAUACAUGCUAAACUGCACGUGAAAUUUCAAACCAUUAUAGGUAAAUUGAUUUUCUGAACGAGUGGAAUGCAAAUUUUGAAGCUUUGGGUCAGAUUUGCACUGGUAUGAGGCAUGUAACAUUGCAGAUAAAAACCUCGCUGCAUUUUGUUGUUGUUUUAACCUACAGGGUGUUAGGCACCUCCUGUCAGCAGGGUUAGUGCAGGCAAGCUUCACGCUCUGGUCAUGACGUGCAUGGAGCUGGCUCAGAAUUCAAGCAAGGAGAACACUCAUCCCUGGGAACAGUUUCUUACUCGGUUAAAGUCAGUCCUUGGACAGAAGUGCUGUAAGAACUGAUAUAUGUGUGUAUAUAUACAUAUAUAUAUAUUUCUUUUUUUUGACACUUCAUUAUGUUUUCUUUCUCCUUGGAAAAUGUUUCCUCUGUUAAUAAUCUCUUUGUGUCAGCUUUUGAACUGUUUGUUGCCUUUUGGGGUAUUUUUCAAAUGUUUUGGCACUAAGACAAACAACGUAUUCAGAAAUGUCUUGGAGUUCAAUAUUCACUACUUUUACUAUUAAACCAUUUUAAAAUAUCUUCUCGGGUUAGUUUCGGACCACUUCAUUAACACUUAGGAAUAAAGUUGCUGUCUACCUGCACUAAACAGGAGGUUGUGCUGGCUGUCUGCUGCCACUACCGGGGCCUGGGAUGAGCGCUUUAGAGAGCAGUACAAGACACUACUCAGUGGACACUGUGUGUGACACAAGCUCCUAUCUCUCUUUUGAUACUUAAUUUGUA